Molecule: messenger RNA, 6132 nt
Organism: Alligator mississippiensis (American alligator)
Lineage: Eukaryota; Metazoa; Chordata; Crocodylia; Alligatoridae
Gene: FAM13B
Product: family with sequence similarity 13 member B
Exons: 24
Coding region: 615-3407 (930 amino acids)
Biological process (GO): signal transduction
Source: RefSeq, a predicted model, not a curated record
CGCCGCUCCCGUCGCGCUGUCCUUCACCGGAGCCGUGAAGGGGCCGCGUUCGGUGCCCAAAACGAGGAGAAGUGGCGGUGUCCAGAAAAGCGGCGCGCCAGCUCCUCCUGCCCUGCGCUCCAGCUCCUCUCCCACGGAAAACGAAGGGAAACCCGACACAUUAAAGCAGCCGGACUUCGUUUCUGAGCAGUGCUCGGGGAGGAGGCAGUUGCCGCUCGAACGUGCGCCCAGGUUUUCUUGGCAGGUCGAAAAAGUGUUUUUCUCACAAGCCCUCGAGAAGCUGUUUUGUAGGAGUGCACCGAUAGAGAUUUUGGGGGGUGAUACCCAUAGCCGAUUUUUAAGGAGGCAUAUCAUCUGAUACUGAUCCGAUUUCUGAUACACAGCCCAGCAGCUUGAAGAGUUGUGUGCAGCUGAUUAACUGCUGAAGUACUGAUCGAGUUCUGCUCUUCUUCAAUGAGGAACUACAGGCUGAUCUUCUGCCAUAAUCUUAAACAACCAUAAAUGACAAAAAAAUGCUUGGUCAGUGAGGGCAGCUGGCGCAGAAAACCUUUUUUAAACGUGGGUGUUUAAGUCCUCUGAGAAGAGACAGCUUUGAUUUUUGGCUGCAAAAAGAUAUGAGGAAGAGUUCCUCCCCUUCCUUGAGUAACUGCAACUCUGUUCUUGCUAACAAAAUAUUUGGAAUUCCACUUGAUGAGCUGCAGCAGGAAGGGCAACCAGACAAUGAGGUUCCGUUCAUAGUCCGCCACGUGGUGGACUAUAUUGAGGAACAUGGAGGUCUGGAACAAGAAGGACUUUUUCAAGUCAAUGGGAAUGCUGAAACAGUGGAGUGGCUUCGGCAAAGAUACGAUAAUGGAGAAGAUGUGGACCUGGUUAAAGAAGCAGAUGUACCCUCAGCUAUUAGCCUUCUUAGAUUUUUUCUUCAAGAACUUCCAGAACCGGUUAUCCCAGGCAGUUUGCAUAUACACUUGAUGCAACUUUCUCAAGAUUAUAAUAAUGAAGAUGAAUUUGGAAGAAAGUUGCGGUUCCUCUUGCAGCAGCUUCCGCCUGUUAAUUACAGUUUGUUAAAGUUUCUGUGUAGAUUUUUAGCCAAUGUAGCAUCGCAUCAUGAAGAAAUUUGGUCUGCAAGUUCGUUGGCUGCAGUCUUUGGCCCAGAUGUCUUCCACAUUUACACAGAUGUGGAGGAUCUGAAAGAACAAGAAAUAGUUAGCAGAAUAAUGGCGGGACUUCUGGAGAACUACUAUGAAUUCUUUGAGAAUGAGGAGGAAGAAUUUUCAUCUACUAAUGAUUUAAGUUCAAUAACUGAGCAGAUAAAUGAUCUUUUGGAGGAAGAGGAGGAAGAUGAUAAGCUUGAGCAGUCUGAAGAACUUCCAGAAGACAGCAUGGAGAAACCUGAUGAAGGGCCAGAUAUGGUACAUCUAGGCACAGUGGAGAGUUUCUCAGAAUCCAGCAGUGUUACAGCAUCAACAAGUAUUUUGGAAAGAACAAUUAGAGCAGCUGUGGAACAGCACCUUUUUGAUCUGCAGAGCAGCAUAGAUCAUGAUCUCAAAAACUUACAGCAACACCAACUGGUCUGUAACAAUGAAGCAAAAAGUGUUAACAGAGAAGAAGGAUCUAACAACCAGGAUGAUGUUACUAAAGGUAAUGAUGAUAAUAGCUGUGAGAACACGAGAGACUGUUCUGAAGCACUGGUUUGUGCUGAUUUAGACAGUGAAGUUAUACAGCCUGACUCUGUUACAGAGGAAGAUGAUGAUCAGACUGCAGGUGUAUUGUUGAAGCCAUGUAAUGAAGAUGAAGAGACAGAUGAAGAAAAUAAUAGUGAAAGGCAAGGCUGUAUAUUGCUUGAUGACAAUGAUAAAAUGUCUUCACAGUUGCUUAUGGAUUCUAGUAGCAAGAUUUGUGAUCUGAAUGCAAACACUGACUCAGAGGUGUCAGGAGAUGGAAAUAUUAAUGUUUUUGAGGAAGCAGUGGGUAUCCAAGCACCACAUCUAGAUCUGAAGAACAUAUCUGAUGGUGACAAAUGGGAAGCGCCAUGCCCUAUCACUUUCCCCCUCAUUGAUUUCAAAACAAUGCAUCUGCAGAGAGAAGGGGAGGAGCCGUUUCCUGCUUUUAAAUCUUGGCAGGAAGACAGUGAAUCCGGAGAAGCUCAGCUUUCCCCACAAGCUGGAAGAAUGAAUAAUCAUCCUUUGGAAGAGGACUGUCAUCCAGUGUUGUCACAUCGAAGUUUGGAUUUUGGACAAAGUCAGCGUUUCUUACACGAUCCAGAAAUGUUGGACUCUUCAUCUAAAGCACUUUCUUUUGCCAGAACCCGAAGAGGAUCUUUUAGUUCAAAAGAUGACAAAAGGGAAGACAGGACGCCGUAUCAGCUGGUCAAGAAGUUGCAGAAAAAAAUAAGACAAUUUGAGGAACAAUUUGAAAAAGAAAAAAACAGCAAACCCUCUUACAGUGAUAUUGCAGCCAAUCCAAAGGUUUUAAAGUGGAUGACGGAGCUUACCAAAUUGAGAAAGCAAAUAAAAGAUGCAAAGCACAAGAGCUCAGAUGGAGAAUUCAUACCUCAAACACGUCCACGAAGUAAUACUCUUCCAAAAAGCUUUGGCUCUUCUCUAGACCACGAAGAUGAAGAAAAUGAAGAUGAGCCACGAGUUAUGCAGAAAGAGAAGAAGCCUACCAAGGAGGCUACACUUGAAAUCAUUUUGAAAAGACUGAAGGAGAAACGAGUUGAAAGAUGCUUGCCAGAAGACAUAAAAAAAAUGACAAAAGACCACUUGGUAGAAGAGAAGACAUCACUCCAAAAAAGCCUCCUCUACUAUGAAAGUCAACAUGGCCGGCCGGUUACCAGAGAAGAAAGGCACAUUGUUAAGCCUCUUUAUGACAGAUACAGACUUGUGAAACAAAUGUUGACUAGAGCAAGCAUUACUCCCAUCCUUGGGUCACCAUCAACCAAGAGGCGGGGGCAGAUGUUACAGCCUAUUAUUGAAGGGGAAACUGCCCACUUCUUUGAAGAAAUAAAGGAAGAAGAGGAAGAAGGUGAUUGUUUGUCAUCAGAUUUAAAUGAGAUCUUAAAAACUGCUGUCCAGACACAGUCUGUCUCAAGCCCAGUUGAAAAUUCAGAAUCGGAUGUUGAAGAAGGUCAAGAAAAAUUAACACGGGACCUCAGGCUAUCGAGUACCCGAGCAGCUUCUAUGCCUGAAUUACUGGAACAACUCUGGAAAGCCAGAGCUGAAAAAAAGAAGUUACGCAAAACUUUACGGGAAUUUGAAGAGGGAUUUUAUCAACAGAAUGGAAGAAACGUACAAAAAGAAGAUCGGGUUCCAAUGCUUGAUGAAUACAGGGAGUACAAGAAAAUCAAGGCCAAGCUUAGGCUUUUAGAAGUCCUUAUCAGCAAGCAAGAUUCUUCAAAAUCAAUAUAGAUUAUGUUCCUUCAAAGCAUUGAAUUAACAUGUUUCCUUCUGAUACCAUAAUAUUUAUUGGGUACUUGUGUUCAUUUUGUCAUGUACUGUUGAAAGAACCCAGUUUGUGCACUUUUGCUGUGGUGCCACUAUAAAAUGUUUGAAGGGUAAGUGGGUGCUUGUAGAGGGCAAAUAAAAAGUUCUAAAUGUAAGAGACUGCUCUAUCCAACUUUAGCAAACACAAUUUCCAUCAGCGUUUUAUUACAGAUGCAGCUUGUUCCAAAAAGACUUACAGAAUUUUGUUCUUUAAGCAUUCAAGAACUUUCGAGACUUUUUUGUUACUACCAAUCUCUUUUGAAUUAUUGAAGAAGUUAAGAUGUCUCUAUCUUAAUACUACGACUUCUGUUGCCUUUUUUUAUUACGGGAAAACUAAACACACAACUCUUCCUGGAACACCAAAACUGAACAGAAUUCCUUUCAAAGGACUGCUGUGGAACGACUCCUUUUGAUUUCUGAAGUUCUAAAUUACAUCCGCACUCAGUAAUAAUAUGUAUUAGGAUCCAUGGAUUUUGCUACUUAGUGGUCACCUCUCCUUGACAAAGAUGACAAUGGACAAACCAGAAAGUGACCUUGCUUUAGUGUCUUUUUCGAAUUUGGGGAAACAACAGUUAUAUCACACGCUGCCUACAGGACUUACGUUACUGUUCCUUUUAUCGGUUGUUGUCAAUUAGUGGUGACGCAGUGUUUUGUCAGAAUUGGAUACUGCAUCUCCCCUUCAGAGGAUUUGAGAAACCUAAUAAACUUUUCAGUCUGUGGGAAAUCAGAUGGUGCUCAGACUUGUACAGCUCCAGCAGGUUAGGCCUGGCCGAUGUCGGUUAAUAAUUGCGCUGUAUCUGAUACAAGUGCGUAUAUCAAGGGCUAAAGUCACUGUAGCCAUUGUACACCAUAUUAUGGUGGACGGGGUCAGCCUUGGAACGGGAAUUGCAGCUGUGUCACAGUUCUGUCACACAGCUGGGGAACAAGUAGAAGUGGUUUUACCCUUGUGAUGGAAGCGAUUUAGUUUAAGGGCCUUGCAUGAUUCAGCUUUGGAAUUGAAACUAAAACAGUGUUUUGAUCACAUAUGCUGGUUUAGCUGGCUUGCGCUAUACAAUACAACAGCCAUCAACAACUGUCUUUUCGAUCUGGCAAAAAUCUAAGUGUUAAUUUUUAACUGGUGCUUUUUGGAUUUUUCAGUGUAUCAAUUUGCUUGUGGCCAUGUUUUGCAUGCAAAUACUCUCACUGCAUGUUUUUAUGACUGGCUAAUGUCAACACGGAUAUUAUUCACUCCACUUAACGGAAGACCAAAACUGAACUUUCUCACAAAGUGGCUGGCAUGUAAACCUCAGACUUCCUGUUCUGUUAUGUAAGCAUAUGGAAUAGGUUAAAGUAGGAUUUUUAGUGCUCCAGAUUUCAUCUCUGUGCUGUAAAAGACUUUUUUUUUCUUUCUUUCUUUUUCUUUCUUCCUCUUUUUUUAACUCUGCUUAUAAGCAAGUAAUCGUUGGAUUUCAGAGGAAAGCACUAAAUCUUUUGAGCACUGGCAGUUUGCUGCCUUAUACAGCAGAAGGACUUUUAGUGGACCCUAGAGAAUUGUGAGGUUAAGCUAAUCUUGAGACCAUUAAUCAGUUUUAUUCAGCUCCAUUGUGCAAUGUACACUUCAGUUACUUUACUUUUCUAUCAGUCUUCAAACACGAGUGUAUCCAAACAUCGAAACUAAUGUGUACUGUAUAGUGUUGUACAUGAAUGUUUGUGUUUUAUAUACCACAUGCAAAAUGUCAAUAUGCACUAUUUAAAUGUUUUAAAUAAUAUAUUCCUCCUUUAUAAUGCUUAAAUCUAUAUGAUUCCAAUAUUUUUAUAAGUGAGUGAGUGAUCCGACUGGUUCCAAUUCAGAAUUAACAGCUGCUUUGUGUUUGUAAUGCAGUGUUUGGCUGUUUAUUCAGUGUAGUAGAGAAGCAUGGCAGCAGUUAUGCUACAAGUGUGUUUUGUGCCAUCCUUGUUGAGCAAUAAAUAAAUGGUAGAGCUAGGCAUUUUGUGAUAUAACAGUUUUACUUUGGUACAAGUAAAAACUAUAUCUAUAUGGUUAUAUAGAUAUAUAAAUAUAUAUAACUAAACCAGAUAGAACUGCAUUGCUAUGUCUGGCAUUCAUUGUAUAGACUUUUAUAAUAAAAGUACCUUAACCUUUAUUGGCAUACUUUGGUAUAGGAGUUUCCUUUCAUGCUUUUUUUUUUUUUUUUUUUUUUUUUUUUUUUUAAGAACAAUGUCCUAUUAAAAAAAAGUUGGGGUGGGGGGUAAUGUCUCGUUUACUACUUAGCCUAAUCCUAAAUGUUAGACUACUCUGGGUUAAAAGGAAAAAUGUUUUUUAAAAAAAAUCCUAAGAAGAACAUCACCUGCUUUUGAGAUCAGAAAUAACAUUCACUUGCACUACAACUGACCUCUCUUUUCACGGCCAGCGAACGCAGCCACUUUUGGAAGCACAAGAAUGGUUGUUUUGUUUUUUUCCUCUGAAAAUCUGUCUUUAAAUAGCAUCUGUUGGUGUAUGGGUUCACUAAAGGUGAUCUUUGCCUGGUCUUGUAAGGCGGCUGUUCUGUUGUAUUUUGUUGUAUGGGGAUAUUGAUCUCCUCUGGAUUCUGAGUACCACAUUUGCUCCUCUUUCUGUAACCGAACAAAUCCAGUUAUGCAUCCUGAGGCUUAAUAAAAUAGAUCCACUACU